UGGUUGAAUAUUUAUUAGUGACCUCAAAAUAAGAUUAUAUUUUAGCAUAUAAGUAAUUAAAAAAACGAUUAAAAAUUUACUAAAGUAUAUUUCAAUUCCUAGGAUCAAACAAGUCUAAAUGAAUUGUGUCCUUGAAAGCUUAUACUAAUUUUCUAAUUGUUUCUAUUAAGUAACCUUUCGUCAUUGCGAAUAGAUUAUUUGCUAAUGACCGGAGAUUGUGAAUAAAAUAAAAUUAAUCCGGAAAAAAUAAACAUGGCUAAAGAAGAGGAUGACGACAAUUUACCCGAUAAAGAUGCGGCAAAGGAAUUCUACGCUAAAUAUGAACCGAAAGAAAUAAUUGGGAGAGGUAUAAGUUCAACAGUAAGACGAUGUGUUGAAAAAGAGACUGGCCGGGAGUAUGCUGCUAAAAUUAUUGACCUCAGUCAGGAGUCUCAGGAUGGUGUGGAUACGCACACAAUGAGGGAUGCCACCCGACAAGAGAUCAGCAUACUGAGAAUGGUCGCUGGUCAUCCUUAUAUUAUUGAACUACAAGAUGUAUUUGAAUCCGAGACAUUUAUAUUUUUGGUCUUCGAGCUUUGCAAAAAUGGUGAACUGUUUGACUAUUUGACAUCAGUUGUGACAUUGUCAGAGAAGAAAACUAGAUAUAUUAUGAGGCAGGUGCUGGAGGGCGUUCGUUUUAUACACAGCAAGAGUAUAGUUCAUCGGGAUCUUAAACCAGAGAACAUUCUACUUGACGAUCAACUCAACGUUAAGAUAACUGACUUUGGCUUUGCAAGGGUGCUGAACGAUGGCGAAAAGUUAUUCGAACUAUGUGGAACGCCGGGAUAUUUGGCACCAGAAACCCUGAAAGCUAAUAUGUUUGAAGACGCACCCGGCUAUGGCAAGGAGGUUGACACAUGGGCAUGCGGCGUCAUAAUGUUUACAUUGUUAGUCGGGUGUCCACCGUUUUGGCAUCGGAAACAAAUGGUGAUGCUACGUAAUAUUAUGGAAGGGAAAUAUUCUUUCACGAGUCCCGAGUGGGCGGAUAUUUCAGAAGACCCUAAAGAUCUGAUCAGACGGUUCCUUGUUGUUGAACCAAGUGAAAGGAUCGACAUCGAAGAUGCCUUACUUCAUUCAUUCUUCCACACGGUGCUUUGGGACCAAGACAUGACCCCGCUGAAGAAGUCCUAUGCCGGUACAAGCCGCAAAAUGUCCAGAAUCGACCAGUUGGCAAUGGCGAUAAAAUCCGGUGGUUUCAACGCCCGUGCGAAGCUGCGUCUCGCUCUAUUGACUGUGCGGGCCGCGGUGCGUCUGCGUCGUUUGCCGCACACCUCUGCGCGUGCCGUGCCGCUCUGCGAUGCGCUGAUAGAUCCGUACGCCAUGCGAGCACUGAGAAAGGUGAUCGACGGUUGUGCUUUCCGCGUGUACGGACAUUGGGUAAAGAAGGGAGAAGGUCAAAACCGCGCCGCACUGUUCGAGAACAUGCCGAAAACCGAGCUAAAAAGCCUCUACGUUAGCAACUUGAGUCGAUAACUAAUGAGUCAACUGAAAUGGCUAUCUCCUUGCCGCAGCUGCUUCCCUGGUGAUUUGGUGAGUAGAAAUACCAGGAUAGCAGCACUAUAGAAGAAGUGAGUCAGAAUCAGCGAACAAACAUGUGUGAUGUAGGUAAUAAAAAAUCUAUUGAAAAUCUGAUUCGUUCUUGAUUUAACGAAAUUAAAAAACAUCGUUUUAUACCGAGUGGACUGUGUUACAAAAUUCUUAGUUAAUUACAAUUAGCAAUCGAAACUGUAGCAAUAAUAAUAAUAAUAUAGAAUUGAUUAUUGUUAUCGUAAAAGAAUUUAAACAAGGUUUUCUAUUUAGUUUAUAAAUCGUUUUCUCAUUAAAUUUAAGAUGGUAGUGUAUAGAGAUUUAGUAUUAUUGGUAUAUUUAAAUUAUUAUUUUUAUAUAUGUAUAUGGUGUUAAGACAACUAUAUACCAGAGUUAGUAAGAUUGUUAUAAUAGUCACAUAGGCUCACCCGAGUAACCCACAAAUUCCUACUUAGUUUGGCCUUAUAAAUAGUCGUGUGGUUUUCCCAAUAGGGUACUAAGAUUGGCUUACUCACACACUUGUGAUAUAGUAUGUUGUUCGGACAAAUCAGUCAUCGUUAUUUCAGACACAGGGACAUAAAAGAUUUGAUUAUUCCAACGCUUGCUAUUGUUAUAUGAGACUUUUGUAAGU
Messenger RNA from Vanessa atalanta (red admiral), 2197 nucleotides. RefSeq names its product phosphorylase b kinase gamma catalytic chain, skeletal muscle/heart isoform (gene PhKgamma). The transcript has 12 exons. Gene Ontology annotation, cellular component: phosphorylase kinase complex. The coding region runs from base 253 to 1512 and encodes 419 amino acids. The record is from RefSeq and is a predicted model, not a curated record. Gene Ontology annotation, biological process: glycogen biosynthetic process; protein phosphorylation. Gene Ontology annotation, molecular function: phosphorylase kinase activity; ATP binding; calmodulin binding. NCBI's taxonomy places the organism in Eukaryota, Metazoa, Arthropoda, Insecta, Lepidoptera, Nymphalidae.